This is a messenger RNA of Macadamia integrifolia, 4083 nucleotides long. Its product is annotated as pre-mRNA-splicing factor ATP-dependent RNA helicase DEAH1. The transcript has 31 exons. Gene Ontology annotation, cellular component: catalytic step 2 spliceosome; intracellular anatomical structure. Bases 666 to 3809 code for a protein of 1047 amino acids. NCBI's taxonomy places the organism in Eukaryota, Viridiplantae, Streptophyta, Magnoliopsida, Proteales, Proteaceae. Gene Ontology annotation, molecular function: ATP binding; RNA binding. The record is from RefSeq and is a predicted model, not a curated record.
GGGAGGGGAAAAAUUGCAGUUCUCGCUGAAUACUUUGGUCCUCUUUGCUGCUCUCAUACACACAUCUGGUUGGGGUGCUCAUUGUUCCGAAGGGAUUCAUCGUUGGCGAAGCUCAUCUCCUCCCUGCUCCCUUGCUCCAUCGUCUCGCAUCUUCAACUCAUUGAAAGAACUUCACCAGAACGAAUUGAAAUUGUCGAGGGUUUCAGAGCCUGCAACUCCUCCGUGCAAAUACAACUUCAAGGUCCGUUUGGUCUGCAACUCCUAUUGGCAGAGACAACCUCAAGGGUUUCCUCCUUCCACAACUCAUCUGCGAAAAUAUCUGGAAGGUCCACUCCUACGCUGGUUUAUCCUUUUGCUUAAAAAAUUUUCUGCAAGGGUAGGCAACUAUAGGAGAGGAUGGAGUCCAACACUAGCAUUCCCUGUAUCUCUCUAUCUCCUUUCCAAAAUAGACAAAUGGGAACGCUGACAUAGGCCACGCUCUCGGACAGAGGUAUUGAAAGGAAAGGACCCUAGUCUUCCAUCGGUGGCCUUGAUUCUGGCGGCACCAUUGAUUCCACUACAAUCCAGUGCAGCUCCUUCAGUUUCAACACACACGAAUUGCAGAGUUUUAGUUGCAGGGAUACCUAGUUCUUUUAUUCUUUUCAGUAGAAUCCACCUCCAAGAAAAUGCCAGACGAAAGUAAUUUGAAAACAUGGGUAUCAGACAAGUUGAUGACUCUUUUGGGAUAUACUCAGCCUACCGUUGUCCAGUAUGUCAUUGGGUUAUCUAAGCAAGCUUCUUCACCUGCUGAUGUUGUGGGCAAGCUUGUUGAAUUUGGUUUAUCUUCAUCAACUGAGACCCGAGUGUUUGCUGAAGAAAUAUUUUCUAGAGUUCCGCAUAAAGCAUCCGGUUUGAAUAAUUACCAGAAACAAGAAAAAGAUGCAGCUAUGUUGGUGAGGAAGCAGAAGAGUUACACGAUCUUGGAUGCUGAUGACGACGAAGAUGAUGAUGAUAAUCGUGGUGGUGACAAAAUCUCUUCUCAAUCAAAUAAAGCAGAUUCCCAUCAAAAGCGUUUCCGGAAGAAAACUGAGUAUCAAGAUGAUGAAGAUGAGGUGGUCAGAAGAGAAGAAAAAGAUAGACGUGUCCGGCUGCGCACCUCUGAAGUUGACGACAAUUUAGAGGCAGAGGAAGCCAGGCUACGUGAUCAGGAAGAGCGGGUACAAUUAGAGAGGAACAUAAGAGAAAGAGAUGCAGCAGCGACGCGGAAGUUGGCAGAGCCGCCAAAAUUAUCUAGGAAGGAGGAAGAGGAGGCAAUUCGGAGAUCUAAAGCCUUAGAGGAUGACGAUACUGCAACUCUAAGAAAAGUAUCGAGACAAGAAUACUUAAAGAAAAGAGAGCAAAAAAAGCUGGAGGAGAUCAGUGAUGAAAUAGAAGAUGAGCAGUAUCUCUUUGAAGGUGUAAAACUAACAGAGGCAGAGUAUCGUGAGCUAAGCUAUAAGAAAGAAAUUCUUGAGCUAGUGAAGAAGCGGUCUGAAGAUCUGGAUAGUUUUACUGAGUACCGGAUGCCUGAAGCCUAUGAUCAAGAAGGGGGUGUAAAUCAGGAGAAGAGGUUUUCUGCAGCUCUGCAGCGUUAUAGGGACCUCAAUUCAGGAGAUAAGAUGAACCCAUUUGCCGAGCAGGAGGCAUGGGAGGAGCAUCAGAUUGGAAAGGCAACCUUGAAUUAUGGUUCCAAAGAUAUAAAACAAAAGUCAGAUGAUUAUCAGUAUGUGUUUGAGGACCAGAUUGAGUUCAUCAAAGCAACUGUGAUAGAGGGUGACAAGUUUGAAGAUGAGCUGCCUGAGGAUCAGCUUCAGAAGAUGGAGAUAUCAGUGUUACAGAAGCUUCAGGAUGAUAGAAAAACUCUACCUAUCUAUACAUAUCGAGAAGAGCUACUUCAGGCUGUCAAUGAACAUCAGGUUCUUGUAAUUGUUGGUGAGACCGGAUCUGGAAAGACAACUCAGAUACCCCAGUAUCUUCAUGAAGCUGGCUACACAAAACAUGGGAAGGUAGGAUGUACCCAGCCACGACGUGUUGCGGCCAUGAGCGUCGCUAAGCGAGUUUCUGAGGAGAUGGGAGUUAAGCUUGGUCAUGAGGUUGGGUACUCAAUCCGCUUUGAAGAUUGUACAUCUGAGACUACAGUUCUUAAGUAUAUGACAGAUGGAAUGUUGCUGAGAGAAUUCCUUAGUGAACCUGAUCUGGCAAGUUACAGUGUGGUGAUGGUAGAUGAGGCUCAUGAAAGGACGAUUUCAACGGAUAUUUUAUUUGGUUUGGUCAAGGACAUUGUCCGGUUUCGAAGUGAUCUCAAGUUGCUCAUCUCUAGUGCUACUCUUGAUGCUGAGAAAUUCAGCGAUUACUUCGAUUCAGCUCCGAUAUUUAAAAUUCCUGGAAGACGAUUCCCCGUCGAGAUACACUACACGAAAGCGCCUGAAGCUGACUACCUGGAUGCUGCUGUUGUCACUGUCCUUCAAAUACAUGUGACUCAACCACCGGGUGAUAUACUGGUGUUCUUCACAGGACAGGAGGAAAUUGAAACAGCAGAAGAGAUUCUGAGACACCGGACCCGAGGCCUGGGAACGAAGAUUGCUGAACUCAUCAUCUGCCCAAUAUAUGCUAACCUUCCUACUGAGUUGCAAGCUAAAAUUUUUGAACCCACUCCUGAAUAUGCUCGUAAGGUUGUCUUGGCAACUAACAUAGCGGAAACCUCAUUGACAAUUGACGGGAUUAAAUACGUCAUUGAUCCUGGAUUUUGUAAGAUGAAGUCUUAUAACCCAAGAACCGGUUUGGAAUCACUACUAAUCACUCCCAUUUCUAAAGCAUCAGCAAUGCAAAGGGCUGGUCGAUCUGGACGAACAGGUCCAGGAAAGUGCUUUCGUUUGUAUACUGCCUACAAUUAUCAUCAUGAUUUGGAAGAUAAUACUGUGCCAGAGAUACAAAGAACUAACCUUGCAAAUGUUGUUCUUACGCUUAAGAGCUUAGGUAUUCAUGAUUUGCUGAAUUUUGAUUUCAUGGACCCUCCUCCGUCUGAAGCGUUACUAAAAGCCUUAGAGCUGCUUUUUGCACUUAAUGCACUGAAUAAUCGAGGGGAGCUCACAAAGGUCGGCAGAAGAAUGGCAGAGUUUCCUCUUGAUCCAAUGCUUUCUAAAAUGAUUGUUGCUUCAGAGAAGUAUGAGUGUUCGGAAGAGAUGAUAUCAAUUGCUGCUAUGCUUUCAGUUGGAAAUUCAAUCUUCUACCGUCCGAAGGACAAGCAAGUCCAUGCUGACAAUGCAAGGAUGAAUUUUCAUACAGGGAAUGUUGGGGACCAUAUUGCAUUGCUUAAGGUUUACAGUUCUUGGAAAGAAACUAAUUUUGCAACUCAGUGGUGCUAUGAAAACUAUAUUCAGGUCAGGAGUAUGAAACGUGCUCGGGAUAUAAGGGACCAGUUGGAGGGUCUUUUGGAGAGGGUUGAGAUUGAACUGGUAUCAAAUCCCAAUGAUUUAGAAGGCAUAAAGAAGGCAAUAACUUCAGGCUUUUUCCACCAUUCGGCCAGGUUGCAAAAGAAUGGAUCCUAUCGCACUGUCAAAAAUCCUCAGACUGUUCAUAUACAUCCAAGUUCUGGUCUUGCGCAGGUGCUCCCUAGGUGGGUUGUUUAUCAUGAGCUUGUACUUACAACAAAGGAAUACAUGAGACAGGUCACUGAAUUAAAACCCGAGUGGCUGGUGGAAAUCGCACCUCAUUAUUACCAGCUGAAGGAUGUGGAAGAUUAUGGAUCAAAGAAAAUGCCACGUGGACAAGGACGUGCAGAGAGGGAUUGACCGAUAGAAUCUCAGAGGACAAGGAUCUUAGGAAUGCUGCCAAGAGGCCAAGAAUGUAAAUACUUUUUGUAUACUAACCUUUUCUUUUUUUCUUUUGAGGACUAGGGAUUUACCAUUUUUAUCAUUUACGGGUUGUUAAAGUACUAUUGACUGGGGAGAAAAAGGGGGUGGGGGGGGGUUGAGGGGUAACUCAAUACUGUAAACAUCCCAAUUGGGGGAUUUCUCUGUAACACAAAGUUUAUCAAAUGUAUGAAAUGCGGCUAUUCACUAAUCA